AUGCAGCCAAACGCCGGCUACACCUACAACGCGCCUCCCGGGGGUAUGUACGCAGGCCCCGGCGCAGCGUCCACCGGAAUGCUCGGGUAUCGCGGCAACUUCGCUCCUGGCGACCAAGUCAGUUCAGGCUUUCCUGCUACACAAGGCAUGUACGGCGGCGAUCCUGCGCAUGCGCACGUGGCAGGCAUGACGCAAACAUACGCCCGAUCGGCAGGUCCCCAGUCGGGCUUCUCUGGCGGGAUGGAGCCUACGACGCCUGCGCCGUCGGUGUCGUCGACGUAUCCGGUGACGUCUGGUCUCGGCUUCACUCUCAAAGACUUCUGCCGCGUCAUGCGCGACCGGGAAAAACUCGGCCUCUGGCUCUCAACCCACCGAGGGUCUCUCCAGGCGUGGACAGGCUUCGUCGUCGUGGUGCUAAUCGUGUACCACCUGUUCAGCGACGGAGACUUCAGUUUCCUGAUGACGCUCAGUUCUCUGAUUUCCAUGUUUUCCUUCCUCAUGGUUGUUCUCAAGAUCGAGGCAAACAAGAGCGUGGCAGGCGUUUCCCUGAAGAUGAUUGAGUGUUACGUCGUCCUCAUCUUUGCGCGUCUCUGCUCAAUCAUCCCCUUUGAAGGAUAUCUGCCCUACGAUCGAAGCGGAGACUGGUUGUAUCAAACUGUCGAGGCUCUCUCCUUCCUUCUCGCGGGUACCACAGUGUACCUGUGUCGCAGUCGAUACGCAAACACGUAUGACUCGAGUGGAGAUACACUCAACCACCUCUUCCUCAUCGUCCCCGCCGCUGUCCUCGCUCUUCUCUUCCACCCUUCACUCAACGCGUUCAUGCCUGCCGACUUCGCGUGGACCUUCGCGCUGUAUCUGGAGGCGGUCGCCGUUCUGCCGCAGCUGUUUAUGUUUCAAAAACAGGGCAAAGUCGAGCCUUUCACCACCCACUUCCUUGCUGCUCAGGCUCUCUCUCAGGUUUUCUCUUUCGUCUUCUGGGUGUCGUCGUAUUCCGAACUUAACGGCCCUCAGAAUACGCUCAAGUCCUAUGUGGGUCACUGGGUUAUCGGAAUGCAAGUGAUGCAGCUGAUCGUCAUGGGAGAUUUUAUAUAUCAUUACAUUCGAUGCUUGACGAGUGGAGUUCCCGUUCAGUACAUGCUAAGCGAGAAUGUGUAG
Molecule: messenger RNA, 1155 nt
Organism: Neospora caninum
Lineage: Eukaryota; Apicomplexa; Conoidasida; Eucoccidiorida; Sarcocystidae
Product: ER lumen protein retaining receptor, related
Exons: 9
Coding region: 1-1155 (384 amino acids)
Biological process (GO): protein retention in ER lumen
Cellular component (GO): membrane
Molecular function (GO): ER lumen protein retrieval receptor activity
Source: RefSeq, a predicted model, not a curated record